AUGGCUACCCCCAGUGUCCUUACCUUUGAUACUGAGGGUCGUGCUGUUGACUUUGAGGGGUGUUCUCCUCCCUCCCCCCUCUUGCCCUCUGUUGCUCCUGCUGCUGCGGCCGGCACCUCGUUGGCUUCGAGUCGGUCGGCGCUGCGUCUGUCCCCUAGCGAAGUGCCGCACCGGCAAGGGCAAGGGGGCAAGGGCGCAGGGGGGCCAGUGGGGGCGGUGGAGGUGGUGGUGGAGGCAGUGGAAGGGGGUGUGGGGUGGUGGUGGGAGUGGUGGCGGGGGUGGAGGUGUCGGGUGGCAGCAGUGGAGGCGGAGGAGGCGGCGGUGGUGGCGGAGGGAGCGGAGGCGGCGGCGGUGGCGGAGGCGGCGGAGGUGGCGGAGGCGACGGAGGUGGCGGUCUGCGCCAGCAGUAGCAGCGCGGUCUUGAGGACCCUGUACCUCAGCAGCUUCGUGAGUGGUACGCUGGGCGUCAGCGGGGGCUGGGGCAGCUAUCUUGAUCUUGACUAUGAUGCUAUUCUUGCUGCCAUGCAUGCUGUGUCUACUGACGAUGAGGGUGACUGUUACCUGUGUGUUCCGCCUGACCCGGGCAUUGAGGCUGCUGCUCUAGGUGCUGGUGAGACUGCUGCUCCAGGUGCUAGUGCGUCUGCUGCCCCAGGUGCUGGUGAGUCUGCUCUCUCAGCCCCCUCUGGCACCCUUUCUGGUCUCUACCUCCCUUGUUCUCUACGAACUUGUCUCCCCCUGUCCCUCCCUCCCCUACCUCAGGGGCGGCCCCUACCUGCGUCCCCUGCGUCGAGGGGCGGCAGCGCGCCGCUCCUCACUCCCCUCCGAGUUUCCUCCGACAUAGGCUCCCUGCAGCCUCUUCACAUGGACGUGUGGGGCCCCGCCCGCGUCCGUGGCCAGGGUCACGAGCGUUACUUCUUUUGUUGGUGGUUGAAGACUACUCGCUACGCGGCGCAUCAGCUCAAUCUUCAGCCCCGGGUCUCCUUACCAGAGACCUCCCCCACCUUGAGGUGGACGGGGAAGGUUGGCGAUGCGUCUGCGUUUCGGGUCUGGGGAUCUCGGGCGUUUGUCCGCGACUUGUAUGCGGACAAGCUGUCCCCCCGUGCUGUUCCCUACGACGUCACCUUUGACGAGUCGGUGCCUUACUACCGUCUCUUCCCCUGCCGCACUGCGCCCCUCCCCCCGCCGCUGCUCUUCCUUGCGCCAGGUCCUCCCCCGGUAGACCCCCUCCCCCCUCAGGGUCCUGCUCCGUCUGGUGUGUCCCAGCCUAGGGGUGCUGAGCCUGGGGGUGCGGAGCCUGGGGGUGCUGACCUGGGGGUGCGGAGCGUGGGAGUGCUGAGCCUGGGGGUGCGGAGCCUGGGGGUGCUGGGUCUACUUGUCCGUGCUGCUGGAGCUGGAGGUACUACUGUUGCUGCUGGUCCGGUAGGUGCUCGUCCUGGCGGUUCUGGAGCUGCUGGGACUGGGAGUCCUGCUGGAGGUGCUACUGGAGCUACGGGAGCUGCUGGCGGUACUUCAGCUGACGGUCCUACUGGAGUUGGUCUGCUGGCUGGAGCUGCUGGAGCUGGAGCUGCUUGGGGUGUUAGCGCUGUUUUUGCUGGCGCUGGUGCUUCUGAGGGUGCUGGAGUUGGCGUUGUUGGAGCUGGAGGUGCUGCUGGUGCUGGUGCUACCGCUGGAGGUACUGGUGCUGUCCCUACUGGUUCUAGAGGCGCUGCGCGGCCAGGCCGUACUUCUUCCGCUCCUUGA
Molecule: messenger RNA, 1740 nt
Organism: Closterium sp. NIES-65
Lineage: Eukaryota; Viridiplantae; Streptophyta; Zygnematophyceae; Desmidiales; Closteriaceae
Source: the annotation of a GenBank genome assembly